This is a messenger RNA of Mytilus trossulus (common blue mussel), 1923 nucleotides long. Its product is annotated as lysosomal acid glucosylceramidase-like. NCBI's taxonomy places the organism in Eukaryota, Metazoa, Mollusca, Bivalvia, Mytilida, Mytilidae. The record is from RefSeq and is a predicted model, not a curated record. The transcript has 10 exons. Bases 29 to 1609 code for a protein of 526 amino acids. Gene Ontology annotation, molecular function: glucosylceramidase activity. Gene Ontology annotation, biological process: glucosylceramide catabolic process.
ACAAUAACAUGUGAUCAGGAAAUCGACGAUGUUCAAAGUUAUUGAACCUUGUUUUUCUGCUUUAAAAAAAUAUUUCCUGCUUUUUCUACUUGUUAUUAUCAUAAAGUCGUCUUCAGAGAGUUUACCAUGUGACCAGAGAAGUUAUGGACAGGGUUCUUAUGUAUGUGUUUGUAACUCCACCUACUGUGACAGAGUAGAAUCUAAUGAUCCCAUUCCUAAAGGCAGAUAUACUGUGUACACUUCAAAUAAAGAGGGAUAUCGUCUACUUAAAACCUAUGGCCAGUUUAAUUCCACCCCUUCUACAACCAACAAAGGAAUAUUCACUAUCAACAAAAAUGUGACGUACCAGACCAUGAUUGGCUUUGGUGGAGCAUUUACUGAUGCUGCAGGGAUUAAUAUUGCUAGUCUGUCAUCUGAAGCUCAAGAAAAUCUACUCAAGUCUUACUAUUCUCCUGAGGGUAUUGAGUAUACCGUGGGAAGAAUACCAAUGGCUAGCUGUGAUUUUUCAACACAUCCAUAUUCCUAUGACGACCAUCCUGGAGAUUUUAUGUUACAAAACUUCUCAUUGGCUGUAGAAGAUUUAAAGUAUAAGAUUCCUUACAUUAUAGCAGCUCAGAAAAUGAACAAAAGAAACCUGACUUUAUUUGGAAGUCCUUGGAGUGCGCCUGCUUGGAUGAAAGAUAAUCAAAACAUGACAGGAAAGGGAAGUUUGAUAGGAAAACCUGGAGGCAAAUACUAUAAAACAUGGGCUCAAUAUUUUGUCAGAUUUUUACAAGAGUAUGGUGAACAUGGCAUUGCUCUAUGGGGUAUAACAGCACAGAAUGAACCUUCGGAUGGAAAAAUUCCUAAUUUCAAGUUCCAAGCUAUGGGAUGGACAGCAGCCCAACAAAGAGAUUUCAUUGCAUUAGACUUGGGACCAGCUUUAGAGAAAAAUGGCUUUCAGUAUAUCAAAUUAAUGAUACUAGAUGACGCUAGAUUCUUGUUACCUUAUUGGGCAGAACAGGUAUUUUCCAGUCCUGAAGCAUCAAAGUAUAUCUCUGGAAUAGCUGUCCAUUGGUAUGAAGACUUUAUCACUCCAACUAUAGCUUUAUCUAGUACUCAUCAAAAAUUCCCAGAUAAAUUUAUACUGGCUACUGAGGCUUGUGCAGGAUCUAUUCUACCAUUUGGUAAAGUUAUUCUGGGAAGCUGGGAAAGGGCUGAAAGUUAUGCACAUGAUAUUUUACAUGAUGUCAAUAACUGGGUUACUGGAUGGACAGAUUGGAAUAUUGCAUUAGAUAUGGAGGGAGGACCAAAUUGGGUGAAGAAUUUUGUAGACAGUCCCAUUAUCGUAAAUGCAAAGGAGGAUGAAUUUUAUAAACAACCAAUGUUUUAUGCAAUGGGACAUUUUAGUAAGUUUGUACUUACUGGUUCGAAGAGGAUAGACAUUAAAGGAAGUGAGGUUGAUGGUUUACAAAUAUCAGCAUUCAUACAGGGAGACAACUCUAUUGUUAUUGUAAUACUUAACAGAUCAGAUGAUGAUGGCAUUAUUUCUCUACAUGAUCCAGAAUUAGGGUUCAUUAAUUUAUCAUACUCCAAACACUCUAUACAAACUGUUAUAUGGUGGACAUGAGAAUUCUGUACCCAACCUCAUACUUUAUAUUAUGAUAUUGUGGCUCCAGUAUAUCAUCACUUUACUUGCAAACAAAUUAAUGAUAUAAACAACAUGUGUAGACUGUUUUGAUCUGUGCUACUCUUAUGAUGUUGAUUGGAUUGACUUGGAAUUUGGAUUAAAGUUUAUUUCAAACACAUUUUCAAAAGUUAUUUGAGGAGGAUGACACACUUUUUGGAUGUGGAAUACAUGGUGUAUUAAAAAGGACUGAUGUAGGAUAAAGGGGGGUAACAGCAUAUGGGGAUGUUUGAUAUGGGGUAAAAAAAAAAAGUGGG